UUCAGGGGCUAAAGGAGCUUGGUGAAAGUGUGGCAUCCAAUCUCAUGGGUCAGCGACAAGGUUCUCCGGCUCAGCAGCCACCACCCACAAACCUACCAACUCCUGGGGUGGUUACUGUUCUUGAUACCCAGACUGUAAGCACUGGAGAAGUUAAUUUACUAAGCAGUGGGACUUCUUCAGGCAUUGUUGCUCAUUUCACUGCACAUCAUGCAGCUCCUGUUGUUGCCCUGCAGUUUGAUCCAACAGGGAUGUUACUUGUAACUGCUGAUAAACAGGGACAUAAUUUUCAUCUGUUUCGUCUGCAACCUCACCCACUUACUUCUGCACAAUCUGCUAUCCAUCAUUUAUACACACUUCAUAGGGGAGAUACUACUGCUAAGGUGAUAGACAUAUCGUUUUCCCUUGACUCCCGUUGGGUUGCAGUAUCAACACACCGAGGCACCACCCAUGUGUUUCCUAUAACACCAUAUGGUGGCAACAUUGGAGUGCGCACACAUACAUCAAGUUGUGUUGUCAAUAGGUUGAGUCGCUUUCAUCGAAGUGCAGGUUUAGAUGAUACUCCAUCGUCUGGCCGUAAUUCACCUGUGUUAUCAGCAUCACCAAAUGCGUCUAAGUCUAUGUUUGACUUAAGUCCAAAUUUAGCCUAUCCAAACCCACGUUAUCCGCCUUAUCCAACGCCAACAACUGUGAAACCUCUUGUUCAACUACGACAGCCACUACUGCAGAAUUUGAUUGGUACAAUAUCUUCAGGACCAUCUCCUAGCCGCAGUCCUCCAAUGAGUAAAACCCCAAGAUCACCAAGUGGUGAUGAUGUAAUAAAGGUGGCUUCAGUAUUUGGUAGUCCACGUGGUUGGCUUGCUGGCUCUCCCACUGUACCUAGAGACAAGCAGAGGAGAAUAAUGGACUCGCUUUUCAUAAUGGCAUACCAUGGAAAUCUCUUAGAAUAUCAUCUUCAGCCACAUGCAGCUGCUGGUAUACCACAAGACAAAGUUACUGAGGACUCUCCAAUAGAAUUAGAAGUUCAUGCGAGUGCACAGUGGGCCCUUAUCAGGGAGUCUACCAGUGGAGAAAUACGUCCACCCUUAGAUCUCUCAUCACCUCUUUUAGCACCCUUAUCACCUACUCGACCACGUUCACUGUCUCCAGCACAUUCAUUUGAUCAUGAUGAUCCAGAAGAGCGAUGGAUGGCACAGGUGGAGAUUCACACACAUGCUGGUCCUCACAGAAGACUAUGGAUGGGACCCCAGUUUAGCUUUAAAUCAAUUCCUGGGGGAGGAUCAGGGCAUGGCGUAGGAGUCCAGGGCAGUUAUGAGGGAACUCCUAUCAGCGCUCCAUCAUCUGGUCGGCCACCAAGAUCCUCCCCUGUUAAUAUGCCGGGAGCAGGUGGAGCUAAUGUCCCUGUUUUAAUUGAAGCUGGAUCUUUAACUGGUAGCCAUGAUCAGUCCCCUAGGCUUAUGGAACGAUACAGUGGAGAUUCUGAUUCUUUUGACCCUGAGAUCAUGAUGAAUCAACUACGACAUGAUCUAGCAGAUGCCAUGAUGGAUACCCAGCUCCCAGGCAACCAAAGUGAUACUGGAGGCAUCCGUCUCCCCAAAUAUUAUCGUCGACUAUGUUCGCUUCAGAGUCUUGGUCCCCAACUUUUAGGGACCAUCGUUCUUGGUGAGGAUGGUGGCCUGUCAUCCCAUGGAACAGCUGCCUAUGAAUCUACUUUGGAUAUGACUGAUGUGAUGGAUAUAAGUUGUGAUCCACCAGGUCCAUCAUCAUCCAGAACACGGUCAUCCUGUACAUCCCCAUCAGUGUCACGUGUAUCAUCAAGGCCUUCAUCACAUAUUGAAGAGGAAGUCCAAGCUGUUACAACACGUCUCCAUCAAGUGGCAGUUACCCAUUCAGGUUCAACAAGAGCAUCACCCAUGAUAAUGAGAACUCCAAGCCUAGAAGAUAGCAGAGUCUUAACCUCAUCAGCAGAAGAACUUUCAACUACUCUUAAAUCAGGAUUUAAAAUGGUUGAUACUGAAGAGUCUGCUUGGGUCCCCAUAGAGACUCCCAGAAUGAAGUCUUCGAGCCGCAGUCCUGACUUUGUACAGAUUGAUCAUCCUCGGCCAGCUGUGAGAUCAGGAAGACGGUCAUCAUCUACCAAAGAGACGUAUUAUUCACAAAGAAGUGAAUCAAGAACCUCAGGAACAGAGGAGAAAAUUGGUGAGAUUGAAUCCAGAAUGUCUCCUAAAAUAUCCUUAGAUGAAGGGAAAGGGUUGUCUGCAAAGGCAGAUGUGAAGAGCACAUUAAAUGAAGGAAAUGAUGCUGGAGAAAGCAUGACAAAUUCAGGUUCUACAAAAUCUGCAAAUGAGAUAACGAUCUCUUCCAGGCCAUCAGGGGUGUCAUCUAAAGAGCACUCUUUAUCUCCUGUACCUUAUGAUAACAAAGGUGAAGAAGAAAGUUCACUUUCUAAAGAAAGUUCACUUUCUAAAGAGCAAGACAAAGGUGGAAUGGAAGGAGGUCAGAAUUUUAAUGCAUGGACAAGGAAAAGUUAUGAGAGAGCUGUACAGAGGGAGCCCCUUAAUUUUCAAGAGGAAGAAUCAUUUCCUGCAUUAGUUGAGUUUUCUCCUACACCUGUUGACACAGCUUCAACAUCAAUUGAGCUUAAAGAUUUCUCAUCUGAGUCAAGGCAAGGUUAUAAAACUAGAAAACCACCAUCCUCUACAACAUCAGAAGAUGAUUUAUGGCUUAGUACAGAAAAUAAAAAAGACAAGAAGAAAAAGAAAAAACGAAAUAGGCAAAAUUCCCCAGAAAAUGCUCCAUUGUCAUCAGACUUGGCUUCUCUUGAAGCUCUUCCAUCUCAGACAGCAAUGCUCAACUCUGCUGGACCAUCUGAAUUCCAGGCUAAAGAACUGAUUUCAGAGGAGGGUGAAUCUCAAAUGAAAGAGGUAACAGUCUCCAAUCCAAUUGAAAUGGAUAUGGAUGCUGAUUAUUUUCAUGCAGCGGAGGAGUACCAUGAGCCAGCUGUAGUGAAGAGUGUAAAUUUUGAGGGAAAAUACCAAUGUGAUUUUUUCACUGAGCCACAGGGAGAAGAAUUUCAAGAGGCUCGAGAGUCAGUCAAUCAAAACUUGGAAGACUUCGAGCUCAAAGCAGAUGAGGAAGAUUCACAAGAAGCCAUGCUUCGCUCUUUACAUGAUGACAAUGAUCUUGCUAAAGCAUUAGAAGAAGCAUAUUCUUCUGAUGAUAAUGGUCCUGCUCGAGCUAAACCCAAGGUUCGUACCCAGUCACGCUCACGACCAAGUAGAACUUCAGAAAUGUUUCCUUUUAAAGAGGAUACUUCUGAUGAGGAAGAUGAGGUAAGGUUGCGCCGUCGUGUAGUAGUUUCUGGAACUGUGAGUAGCAUUACCAGUCAGUCUUCUGUAACAGAUGAAGUAAGUACAGAUGAUCGUGGGGAAACAAGUGGAGAUGACAAAGCAGAAUCAAGUACAGAUGACAGAAAAACUGCUACUAGUGAAAGUGAUGUGGGGGCAAGCCCAAAUCCACGUGCUUCCUCCUCUUCAAAAAACAAAAAGAAGAAAAAAAAAAAGCGGUAGUGCACAUUUGAUCUUUUUAAUUCUAUCCAUAGAUGAUGAUCUUUUGCCUGUCACACCUUGAACCUAUAAUUAUUAGAAGGCAGCCAUACACUGGUACUUGUGAUAUUAAUUUUAGAUAACUGCUGGAUGUGGUUAUUCCUUGCUGAGCUGUGGGUAUCUUAAGCCAGUCAUUAGCACCUAUAGAAAGAAACAUUGAAUAAGAACAUGUGAUGGAGUAAUUAUUUGUGAGUUGUACCAGUUAUUAAGUACUGUUGGAAGAGGUAUUUUUAUAGGGUAUCGUUAUAUUCAACCCAUCACAAAGCAAUAUACAUUUGACUACAUAGUGAAUUUCAUAUAUUAGAAGCAAUAUAUGGUGUAAUGUGAAAUAUAGGAGUUGACUAGUGUAUAAAGUUUAGUGCAACAUGACAAUUUUUUUUCUAUCACUGACCAUCCAUGUUUUUAAAUGAUAUUUAGGUUUUAAAUCUUUAAUUUAUUGAUUUUAACUUUUAAGUUUCUGAUGUAUGAAGAUUUUGAUUUUUAACUAAUCUUUAUUUGAUAGGUACUGUAUAUUUGAAAUGUAAAAUCCUUCAAUUAUGAGUGUUAAAUAUUUUGAAUUUGUUCUGGUGAAAUUAGUAAUAUUUUCUUAUUUGUCUAAUUGAGCUUGGCAGGUUUUUAGGUCUGCAGUUUAUCGUUACUGCUUUUGGUGAUCCUGCACUGACUGGUAGAUGUUGCUUGCUGGCCCAAUGACAAUGAUUUUUUGUUUAGUUGACUCAUUGAUUCAAUCAUAUUUACUUUAGGUGCCUAUGAGCUGUGAAGAGGAUGUUUAUAAGACACAAGUCUUGUUACAUCAGUGUUUGUAUAAUUAAUAGGUAAGGAGCCUUAGAUGAAAAGGAUAAAACUAUGAAACACUUGCCAUUGAUCUCCUGUAGGUGUACGAUAAUUAUUUGUUAUUACAAAAAUCAGUGAUCCUUCAUAAACUUAAUCUUGGUAUGGGUACCCCUGAGAAAUGCUAGCGUUCUACUUAGAGAAAGUCCAUGUGGGUUUUAUGGGUUUAGCAGAUAUUCUUAGGGGUAUUGUCUACAAGUAUUUUGUUUGUAAUAAUCUGGUAUUCUCAAGUUGCUUUGCACAUUGUGUAUUUUAGCAACCCUGUCCAAGUACUGUCCUUGGUGUUUUUUUUUUCUCUUUUUGUAAAAACUUGUGUGUUUUGAAGGAUAAGAUAUGCCAUUGUUGGAAUUUCAGUCCCCCUCAUUUUUUUUAAUAUGAAGCAAAAUGUUAAUUUUCCACUCUCCCCUUUUUCCUGUUGUUUAUCUGCUUUCUUAAGUUACUUAAGGUAUUUCAAAUUAACUUAUUUUUAAGACAAAUGGUGUUCACAAAUGACAAAAAAACAAAAACUUAUUUUUCUACCUUUGUCCCAAAAGUGACUUUUGCUAUUUUUAGUUAUUUCACCUUUAGUUAGCUCAUUAAUAAAAGAAAUCUCAGCUCCUGUUUCCUUCCAUUUUAUUAUAGGAUCACUAACAGUAUUUAAGAGCUCUGUAAUAAUGUACGUAUUAUGAUCAUUUGAAAUUAAGGUAUACAAAGAUCAGGGUCAAUUUUGUUAAAUAUACUUAAUUUUCCUGCAUUUUCUAUAGAGUGGAUGUUGACUAGAGUUGCCUAUAUUAUAAUGAUUUUUUUGUACAUUAAAAUUGGUUGAAAUUUAUCAGAGCUCUUAUAAGUUGUGGGAUGGACAGGAGUUAAUGUGCUUAAUUUUUUAUUUUUGAGUUUUAGGAUGAAUCCAUUUGCUUGUUUAGAUAGUGUUAUAAGUAGAAAUUUUUAUGUACUAUAAAAAGAAUUGUGAGAAAGUUAUAAAAAUAUGUUGCAAUAAAGAAAAAAAUCUUGCUCAGUGGAGCACAGAGUAACACAUCUUGAGAAUGCUUUUCAAUUAGGGAUAGCUGGUCAGUUCAUAGAAGUUAGUACAUAAUGUAUGUAAAUGUCAUCUUUCCUAUGAAUUGAUUCUUUAGUUUUGCUAAUAAAAUUGUAUUAACAGACUUGACUGACUUAGAAGCUUUGCUGCAGCUGCUAAGACUUAGCAAUGAUCGGAUUACAUAAUAACUUUUAUUAUUUUUGUCUAAUUUUUAUAUAGAGGUUUCAGCAGUCAACUAGGAUCAGAUGCCUUUUAUAUUGAGUGUUUUCAGCCAUCAACUAGGGUCAGAUGUCUAGAGUGAAACAAGAACUUUGUUCAGAUCAUGUGAAAAGUCAUAUUAUUGGAAGUAGCAGGAGGAAGCCUAACAUUUCAGAUGUGAAGGCAGCACUUUUAUAAUUAAGUUAAUCAAGACCGACAACUUCCAAAGUUCAAAUGAUAGCUGAAAAUUAAAUUUUUUUUUCCUUUUUUUAGUCACUGCACUUUUCUCUUGAAAUAGAUUGUGUGGUAUAAGUAAAACUUACCAGAUAAAACUCAUCUUUGGAGUUGGCUUUUCUGAAAAACGCCUUGUGAUGCUUAGUACUUUCGUAGUUGUGUAUGGAAUUGAUAUAGGGCUGUGUUUGAGUAAAUUCACAUAAAAAUAAAAAUGAACUAUGUAUUAGAAAAAAAUUAAAAGGUUUCAUAGUGAUUACGAAAAUGAUGAAAAAAAUAUAAAAGAUAAAAGUAAAAAAAAUAAAUUACCUUCUCAUAUUCUAUUUAAAUUAAUACAUACAGUAAUACAGGUAGUAUAUUUAGCUUUCUCACCAUAUAUAUAUAUACCAUGCCUUGAAUGUUGUCAAGAGUGCUGACAUAAUUUUUUAAGCAUAUUGUAAAGCACAGUAUUAUGUAAAGGUUUUUAGGAAAGGUUAGAAAAUUUGGUAAAAUAUGUAGAUGCAACAUUGAAAAUUACUAGUGUUAAGAAUUUUAUUUUAGCUUAUUCUUAUUAGCGUGACUUUACUUAUCAUAUCUGGAAUUAAUAUAAUUUUUGUUGAAACUGAAGAGUAAUGUCGAGUGAAUGGAUAUGUUGACUAUACAGUAUCUUAAAUUCAAGUACAAUAUGCGCUUUUGUGUAAAUUCAAGUACCGUAUGCACUUUUGUGUAUUUUAAGUAUUUGAAAGAGUUUUUUUAAUGACGUGUAGCAAUUUUAUUUCUGUUAUGCCUGUAAGAUAAAAAUUUUCAACACAUUUUUGACUAAUUUUUUUAUGAUUUUUGAUAGCAGUGAUGAGCUGUCUAAUGUGAUCUGUUGCUUCUUCCUCCCCAUGUGUUGGUUUUGUGACUUUGCUAAUACAUGUGGAAAUCAAUAAACAAUUUCUCUUCAA
Molecule: messenger RNA, 6800 nt
Organism: Macrobrachium nipponense
Lineage: Eukaryota; Metazoa; Arthropoda; Malacostraca; Decapoda; Palaemonidae
Exons: 11
Coding region: 45-3566 (1173 amino acids)
Biological process (GO): response to starvation; autophagy
Cellular component (GO): cytoplasm
Molecular function (GO): protein binding
Source: RefSeq, a predicted model, not a curated record